Fukomys damarensis (Damara mole-rat) is the source of this 2635-nucleotide messenger RNA. RefSeq names its product cation channel sperm associated auxiliary subunit delta (gene Catsperd). Gene Ontology annotation, biological process: flagellated sperm motility; sperm capacitation. The transcript is spliced from 22 exons. Gene Ontology annotation, cellular component: sperm principal piece; CatSper complex. NCBI's taxonomy places the organism in Eukaryota, Metazoa, Chordata, Mammalia, Rodentia, Bathyergidae. The coding region runs from base 193 to 2550 and encodes 785 amino acids. The record is from RefSeq and is a predicted model, not a curated record.
CAUUUUGGGCCGUCAGGGAUACAACUGCGCAUGCUCAAAGUCCCGUAAAACCGCUCGGUGCCUCGAGCUGCGCAGGCUGAUUUAGGGUUACUCGGUGCGCAUGUUCGGGGUCUGCGCUGCGCAUGCUCAGAUUGUGAAACAACGGCCUGUGGCGGUUGAGUGACCCUGUUGGCUCCGGAGAAUCAGAGGCAGAUGUUGAUGUCUAUAUUGAUGGUGGUGGCGGCGACCAUGCGGCUCUGGUCGCUGGUUGGAGCUCAGCCACUGUGCCGUGCUCGCAAAGUGAGGACAGGAAAAGUGUUUAAUGGUGGACAUCAAGUUCAAGGGGAUGUCCUGUAUUUUCCAUCUACAAUGACAUGCCUGAUUAAACAUCCGUGUGAGAAGACCACAGCACUAUAUCUAGGGCGGCAAGUGUUCUUCACAAGAGAUAACUUUGAGAGUAGUCUCCUGCCACUCACCAUACCGACACCAAUGAUGGUUGGCCAGCCAGAAGUGACCUCUGCACAUUUUGCUGGCUCACGGCUUCUGUUAGUAGUGAGUCAGAAAGUCUACAUGUACGAUUACAACGCUGACCUCUGGAACACAUCCGAGGGUAUUCAACACCCUGUUUCACAUAUUUCUGGUGAUAACUGUUGUUUUGCUGGAAAUACCUUUUGCCUGGAGAUAAGCAACUCAGUGUUUGCAUACUUGCACGGAGAGCAGAUAUCUCAAGCCAAUAUCUAUGUCUCAAAUAAUGGAGGAUUCAGUUUUCAAAAGUUUACCUAUGAAAGACAGGCCACGUUGGUUGGAUCCUUAGGGGGAAUCUUCUUCCUUCACUCCUUGUCACAGGUCGGGCUGCUUGUCGUUAAUAACAGGAAGGGCAUGUUCGCCUACUCCGACCACCCCCUCACCCGGAGCCUGGGGCUGGCCUUUGACUACAACGAGACGCUCCAGGCCCUCAUUCCUCCAGGCCAGCGAGGCUUACUGAUCCUCUGGAGCCAGAACAGUCUCCUCUCGUCCCUCAGCGCAGGUCAGAUCGUGGACACCAUCCAGGUGCAGAAAGGAGGCCAGACUUUGCACCCUUCGAUCUUUGGUGCCAAUGUCACUGUCCACAACAUUGCUGUCUAUGAGAAUGGGCUGGCCGUGUUGACCCGGGAGGAUCAUUUGUAUUACGGGCGUCUGGGGAUCCCGUCUGGUUCCAGUUCCAUAAUCAAAUUUCCAGACCAACAAGUUUGGUCCCAGGGGGCGGCCCUGAUGUUCCUGAACCCAGGGAAGCUUCAGAUCCUGACCCCGCUCCCCGAUGCUGCAUCUCCUGCGUACGACUUCCGGAAGUGUGUGGUGAACAUUCAGGCAGUUCUCACGGGCCCUGACCUUCAUGCUGAGAAGUGCAAAAUAGAGCUGAUGUACGGAGCCUUCAAAGGGAAGAUGUACACCUUGGAUAUGAACAGCCAGCUGGAGGUGACGGCCAUCAUGAUCCCCCGGCCGGGCGCCUCCCUCAUUCCCCAGGUGAUGGUGAGCAACCCCUACUCCCUGGGGCUGAAGACCAGCAUCUACGAGUUUGACAACACCUACGCGGGGAACGUCCUGUAUAGGCUGGACAUCAGACUCAAGCAGCAGCACCACUGGGGCUGGUUCGACCCCAACUUCACCUCCAGCAUAAAGAGACCCACCCUGUCUACCCUAACUGUGGACGUAGCCAACAAGGAGAUCUCGUGCAUGGAUCUGCAGCCCCUGACGGCGCUCAUUUCCAUCGGUUGUGACCAGGAAAAGAAGAUCAUUGUGCAAAACAAGAUUUCUGCCUGCUCCUCGGGUGUCCUCGACCCUCGCGUGCUGCAGGACAACUACACCUACGUCAUCGAGAAGGGAUCCUAUAACCGUGGCCCUGGCGAGGAGGCGGCCACAGAGGACCUGCUGGUGUCCUAUCCAUUCAAGGACCUCGGCUGCCCUGGCCUUGUCUACUACGAGACCCCCUGGAAGCCGGUGAUCGAGCUGUGGCAGGGAGAGGAGUUCAAGGCGCUGGUGGAGGCUGAGUUCGUGCUGCGUGAGGUACACGGGCUCAGCACCUUCUCCUACGCACUCACCGCUGAAGCCGCGGGCUGCAGCUCUCAGCCGCAGAACUGGAGCUCGGUGCUGCUGUCUGCGCACGAGGCCGGGCAGGCCACCUGGAGCAGAGAGAACUACGUGAGCUGCCACAGUCCCAGCUCCAACAACCCCCUGAGGUGGCCAGAUGUCCAGUAUCAGAUCCUAGGAGGCCGGACAGACAACAGGAUCAUUUUUAAACAAUGGAACGGGAUUUACAUCUUUCACCUUUCUGUCUUGGAUCCGUACUACAGCUACUGCCACCUGGAGACCACCUUCAGCAUCUACGUGUACGGCGCCUACCCGCUGUCUCUCUUUGCGCCGGGAGUCACCAUUGUCCUGUUGGUGGCCAGCAUGCUGCUGGCCGUGUGGCUGGCCCACAUGAUCCCCCGCCUGCUGUGCACCGCCGGCGGCCACAAGAUCAGGGAGGCCUACAGGGGAUUGUGCCGGAGGUGCAGCAGCCUCUGCCACUGUUGCCGUGGUCUUCGGUGCUGAACGGAGCCCUGGGAAGCCACCCCGAUUCCCCCCACCGGGCUCUCCCUUCAGGCUGGUGCCUUAAAAUAAAAUAUUCGGUAACAAA